Molecule: messenger RNA, 279 nt
Organism: Purpureocillium lilacinum
Lineage: Eukaryota; Fungi; Ascomycota; Sordariomycetes; Hypocreales; Ophiocordycipitaceae
Biological process (GO): proton motive force-driven ATP synthesis
Molecular function (GO): proton transmembrane transporter activity
Source: RefSeq, a predicted model, not a curated record
AUGUCGUCGACAGGAGUCAACGUUCUCCGGUGGUCCGCCCUCGCCGUCGGCGUCUUCUACGGUUUCUCGCACCAGCGGACGAUAACGACCACGCAACGGGCCGCGCAUGAGCAGCACGAGUACGAGCAGAAGCAAAAGUUGAUAGACCAGGCCAAGGCCGAGUUCGCCAAGCAGAAGAACCCGCAGCCUGCGUCGCAGUCGGACGUCAUCACCGACGUCGAGAACCCCAAGUUUGACCUCGAGAAGUACCUGCUGCAGGUGGCCAAGGACAGCCCUUAA